Molecule: messenger RNA, 1418 nt
Organism: Prosopis cineraria
Lineage: Eukaryota; Viridiplantae; Streptophyta; Magnoliopsida; Fabales; Fabaceae
Product: heavy metal-associated isoprenylated plant protein 7-like
Exons: 5
Coding region: 16-1209 (397 amino acids)
Molecular function (GO): metal ion binding
Source: RefSeq, a predicted model, not a curated record
CCACGUCACCUUACGAUGAGGAUGAUGAUAAUGCCAGUGGGCCCUACUCCUCAUCUCGCCGCCUUCAUCUCUUGCCCCUCGCAGAUUGAAACCCACGCUUUUUAUACUUCUUUUUUGUAUAUUGCUGCAUGCACUCUCUGCAAAGAGGAAGUGAGCCCAGUCCCACACACACACGCACUACACUCCACGCUCCUUCUUAAAGGCAAAGACAACCCUGCGAAACAAGAAUUCCCAGGCAAACUUAAACCAAUGGGAGAGGGGGAGAAGAAACCGGAGGAAACCAAAAUGGAGGAGAAAAAGCCUGAGGAGCCAGAGAAGGCAGGGCCAGAGGAAGCCAAGCAGCAGGAAAAAUCGGUCGAUGACGCCAAGGAUGAGAAAAAACCGGAUGAAUCCAAAGACGCCGGCGACGGCAAGGAAUCUAAAGAACAAACUCCGCCGCCGCCGCCGCCUGAUAUUGUGCUUAAAGUUUACAUGCAUUGCGAAGGUUGUGCUCGCAAGGUUCGUCGCUCGCUAAAGGGAUUUCCAGGGGUGGAAGAAAUUAUCACGGAUUGUAAGGCCCACAGAGUUGUUGUGAAAGGAGAGAAGGCAGAUCCGCUUAAGGUUUUGGAAAGAGUACAGAGGAAGAGUCACAGACAGGUCGAGCUUCUUUCUCCGAUCCCAAAACCGCCGGUGGAAGAGGAGAAAAAACCCGAAGAGAAAGAGAACCCUAAGUCUGAGGAGAAGAAAGAAGAGCCUGAGAUAGUGACAGUCGUCCUGAAAGUUCACAUGCAUUGCGAAGCCUGCGCGCAGGAAAUCAAGAGAUGCAUCCAGAGAAUGAAGGGAGUGGAAUCGGCGGAGCCGGACCUGAAGAAAUCGGAGGUGAGCGUGAAGGGGGUGUUUGAAACGGCGAAGUUGGUUGAAUACGUGCACAAACGCACCGGGAAGCAGGCGGUGAUAGUGAAGCAAGAGCCUGAAGAGAAGACGGAGAAAACAGAGGAAGGAGGGAAAGAGGAGAAGAAAGGGGAAGGAGGAGAGAAAGCAAAGGAAGGGGAAGAGAAGAAAAGAAGAGGGAGCGAAGGGAAAGAAGGCGCAGAAACAGAGGAGACCAAGGUGGUGGAGUUGAAGAGGAACGAAUACUACUAUUAUCCUCCGAGGUAUACCAUGGAGAUGUACGCAUACCCGCCUCAGAUCUUCAGCGACGAGAACCCAAAUGCUUGCUCUGUUAUGUAAAAAAUGAGAAAUGAGAGGGGUAAUACGGGAAUAAGGAAAAUUUUUGGGUGAUUUCCACCCCUGCCUAUCUGUCCUGCACCCACUACAUGUGCCCCUGUACUUUUUCCUGUGUUAGAAUUAUAAGUAUAAUCUACAGACCAUCUCUGCUGUGGAGUUUUUGUAAGACUUGUACUUUCUGGUCAACUGCUUCAUAAAUGAAAAUAUAAAUA